AUGGUCGCCCCCGCCGCCUCGUCCUCGUCGGCACUCGCCCAGCUCCUGCCUCACCUCGACAGGCAGCUCGUCCUCCCGAUCCUCGACUUCCUCGAGAGUCGCGAGAAGUACUCGCACGAGGAGGUCCUCCAGGCCAAGAUUGACCUCCUCGGCCAGGGCAAGACCAACAUGGUCACCUUCGUCGAGGCCCUCCAGCGCGAGCUCGAGGGCAAGGAGGACUCGGAGGAGGUUGCCGGCCACGCCGACUUCCGGAAACGCGAGGAGGAGGUCGUCAAGACGCUCAACGAGCUGCAGGCGCAGGCGCAGGGCGUCAUGGAGGUCAUCUCGAACCCGGAGGUCGUCUCGGCGCUGCGACAGGACAAGCAGCACAACUUGACCUACCUCAAGGAGAACCACAACGUCACGAACGACCAGAUCGAGCUCCUGUACAAGUUCGGGCAGUUCCAGUACUCGAUCGGCAACUACGGCGGCGCGUCCGACUACCUGUACCACUUCCGCGUGCUGUCGACCGACUCGCAGCUCGUCCUGUCGGCCAUGUGGGGCAAGCUCGCGUCCGACAUCCUCGAGGGCUCGUGGGACGCCGCGCUCGAGGAGCUCAACGGCCUGCGCGAGCACAUCGACCAGCGCGGCUCGAACGGGCCCGGUGGCCCCCUCGUCGCGCUCCAGCAGCGCACGUGGUGGCUCCACUGGUCCCUGUUCGUCUACUUCAACCACGAGAACGGGCGCGAGCUCCUCCUCGAGUCGUGGCUCAACCAGAACUACCUCAACACGAUCCAGACGGCGUCGCCCUGGCUCCUGCGGUACCUCGUCGCGGCCGUCGUCAUCGCGCGCAAGUCGACGCUGCGCUCGGCGGGCCCGGCCUCGCAGGGCAACUCGGCGCGCUCGCGCGAGGCGGUGCGCGACGUCGUGCGCGCCCUCGGCCAGGAGCAGUACCAGUACCGCGACGCCGUCACCGAGUUCCUCCGCAAGCUCUACGGCGAGGUCGACUUCGAGGGCGCCCGCGAGGAGAUGGCCAAGUGCGACGCCGGCGCCGCGCUCGACGACGACUUCUUCCUCGAGGCGUUCAAGGGCGAGUUCGUCGAGAACGCGCGCUUCCUCGUGUCCGAGGCGUACUGCAAGAUCCACCACCGCAUCGACAUUGGCGAGCUCUCGGACCGCCUCGGCCUCUCGCGCGAGGAGGGCGAGCGGUGGAUCGUCGACCUCGUGCGCGACGCUCGCCUCGACGCCAAGAUCGACCUCAAGGAGAACAUCGUCCAGAUGAACCACGCCGACACGCCCGUCUACCAGACCGUGAUCGAGAAGUCGCGCGGCCUCCUGUUCCGCUCGCAGGCCAUGGCGAGCGCGAUCGAGGUGCGUGCGGCAGGUGGCGCCGUCUCGAGCGAGCGCGAGCAGGCGCGUUACGGCGGCCGGACGACGGGUGCGGGUGGUCGCGGUGGCAAGGGCGGCAACGGGCCGAGGGGCCCCAAGAAGGACCAGUCGCAGCAGCAGCAGCAGCAGAAGGAGGGCGGUGCCGAGGCGGAUGCGCCCGCACCGACGACCGAGGCGUAGAGCGAGCCAUAGAAGCGCGCGUUCCCCUUCCCUUCCCUCGUCGCUCUCUCUCUCUCUCUCCCUCUGUGUGUGUGCUGGGCCCGAAACGUGUACCGAUACCGCCUCU
Molecule: messenger RNA, 1654 nt
Organism: Rhodotorula graminis WP1
Lineage: Eukaryota; Fungi; Basidiomycota; Microbotryomycetes; Sporidiobolales; Sporidiobolaceae
Exons: 4
Coding region: 1-1548 (515 amino acids)
Biological process (GO): translational initiation
Cellular component (GO): nucleus; eukaryotic translation initiation factor 3 complex; cytoplasm
Molecular function (GO): translation initiation factor activity
Source: RefSeq, a predicted model, not a curated record